AUAGGUUUGGAACGGACAUAAGAAAUGUCGACGGUUACAGUUUAAACUGUCGGCGGUUACAGUUUGAACGGAGGACGAAUCUCUGUUUUCAAGGAGCUCGCUCGCCAUUGGACGAAAGCGAGAGUCCCAACGCGCAUGUCAAGCACAUGUCUUCCGUUUCGCGCCUAAAACUGCUGGCGUGUGUACGAAAUACACAAGCGGCGCACAUCGGUCUCUCAGCAUCAGCUUUUCGUUCCGAUUGAUAUGGAUCCGGGUGGGAAGCUACUGUCGGGAAGCGGUUAUCCUUUUCAGAAAAUGCCAGCCAGGGAAGUGCGACGCAAGCUGCACGUUAUUAAGCGCAAUGGGCGUAAGGAGGACGUUCAUUUUGACAAAAUUACUUCAAGGAUUGCCAAGCAGUGCUAUAACUUGGAUAUGAAUUAUGUGGAUCCAUCUGCUGUGGCGAUUCAAGUAAUACGCGGUUUGUAUUCCGGAGUAACUACGGUUAAACUUGAUAAUCUUGCGGCGGAAACUGCAGCCACGAUGGCAACCAAUCAUCCUGACUAUGCUAUACUGGCAGCAAGAAUUGACGUGUCUAACCUGCACAAGGAAACCAAGAAGAGUUUCAGUGAGGUCAUGCAUGACUUAUAUUACGCCAAGAAUCCCGUCACGUACGAACAUAUUCCUAUAAUCAGCGAGCAUUAUUACAAUAUAAUUAAGAAUAACGCAGAAAAAUUGGACUCUGCUAUAAUAUACGAUCGAGAUUUCAACUACAAUUAUAUUGGUUUUAAAACGCUCGAGAGAAGCUAUCUGUUGAAGAUCAAUGGCAAGAUAGCGGAGCGGCCUCAACAUAUGUUGAUGAGAGUGGCUGUUGGCAUUCACGAGAACGACAUCGACAGGGCCAUAGAAACAUACAAUUAUUUGUCUGAACGUUAUUUCACACAUGCUUCACCAACGCUGUUCAACGCCUGCACCAACAACCAGCAGAUGUCCAGCUGCUUCCUCCUAACGCUCGAAGACGACAGUAUAAAGGGUAUUUACAGCACGCUGAAAAAGUGCUCGCUCAUUAGCAAGUACGCUGGAGGAAUUGGACUCAAUGUACAUUGCAUUCGUGCUAAGAGCGAAGAAGAUACUACUGCAACUAACGGCUUGGUUCCGAUUCUGAAGCUAUUUAACGAAAUAGCUAUUUACGUUGAUCAAGGAGGAAACAAAAGACCAGGAGCGUUCGCCAUCUAUUUGGAGCCGUGGCAUGCCGACAUCUUUGACUUCUUGGAACUUAAAAGGAACAUUGGUGAUGGAAAUAUGCGUGCCCGAGACUUGUUUUAUGGCCUCUGGAUACCGGAUCUUUUUAUGAAACGUAUGCAUAAUGACGAGAUGUGGAGUUUGAUGUGUCCAUACGAAUCUCCCGGCUUGGCCGAUGUUUGGGGCGAGGAAUUUGAAACACUGUAUACUAAAUAUGAAAAGGAAGGACGCUACAGGAAACAAGUGGAAGCCAGAGCCAUAUGGCACGCCAUUCUCAGAUCCCAAGUGGAAACUGGAACGCCUUAUAUGCUUUACAAAGACCACUGUAAUCGAAAAUCGAAUCAUCAGCACGUAGGCACUAUCAAAUGCAGCAAUUUGUGCACCGAGGUUAUUCAAUAUUCCGGUCCCGGAGAGGUCGCCGUAUGCAAUUUAGCGUCUAUCGCUGUCAACAUGUUCGUCAACGCAGACGCCAAAACUUUCGAUUUUGAUAAACUUAAGACAGUCGCAAAAAUCGUCACCCGCAAUCUAGAUAAAGUCAUCGACGUAAAUUUCUAUCCUAUCCAAGAGACGAAAACAUCUAAUCAAAGACACAGACCUAUUGGUAUCGGGAUACAAGGUUUGGCAGAUGCAUUCCUACUAAUGCGAUAUCCUUUCGAGAGCAAAGAAGCGAAGGAACUCAAUAUAAAAAUCUUCGAAACACUUUAUUACGGCGCCUUGGAAGCUAGUUGCGAAUUAGCUGAGCAAAAGGGCACUUAUGAAACGUAUCCAGGUAGUCCAGUCAGCAAAGGCAUCCUCCAAUACGACAUGUGGAACGUUAAGCCGACAGAUUUAUGGGAUUGGGACGAAUUGAAGAAGAAAAUCGCAAAGCACGGAGUAAGAAAUUCUCUUUUAAUAGCGCCUAUGCCAACAGCCUCGACGGCACAGAUUUUAGGGAAUAACGAGUCCAUUGAACCCUACACGACUAAUAUCUACGUGAGACGCGUAUUGUCUGGAGAAUUUGUCAUUGUCAAUCCCCACCUAUUGCGAGACUUGACCGCCAGAGCUUUAUGGGACGAGGAUAUGCAAAACGAGAUACUCGCGAAUUUUGGAUCUGUGCAAAACAUCAAGCGUAUUCCCGAUGAUUUGAAAGAGCUUUAUAAAACUGUAUGGGAAAUAUCGCAGAAAGUGAUUCUCCAAAUGGCUAUUGAUCGAGGAGCUUUUAUCGAUCAAUCGCAAUCCCUCAACGUUCACAUAGGAGAUCCGACGACUGAGAAGCUCUCGUCGAUGCAUAACUUCGGUUGGGAAAACGGCCUAAAGACUGGCAUGUACUACCUGCGAACAAAGCCAGCCGCAAAUCCUAUACAAUUCACAGUGGACCAGUCAAAACUACAAAGUCGCGAUUCCUUGAUGAAUGACUCCAAUAAUAGCAUAUCUAGUGUCGACAGCACUCUGGUUUUGGUGUCCAAAAUGGAUGUCAGCGACGAUAACAGUGGUGAAAAGCAAAAAUUAAGUCAGCAAGCAAGUAAUAAUUUGAAAGCGAUGCUUGCUUGCUCGCGUAUCAAUGGGGAGAAUUGCACGUCGUGCAGCUCCUGAGUAUUUACUACUUUUAAGCCUAAUCUCUUGUGUCUCGAAUAUGUAAGCUGUUUUCUAUCUUUGUAAAUUGUAUGAAUUAUUUUUAUUCAUGUAAAUUGUAAACAAAAACGUAGUUUCGAUACAUAUAUUCUAAAUUAUAUUUUGUAAUGGAUAAAAGAUGUUUUGAUAAACACGUAAUAUUUUUAAAAAAUUAGUAAAAUUAAAUAAGAUUUUAAUUAUAAAAUUUACGAUUAUAGAAAUUAGCAAAUCUGAACAAUGUUUUUUUGCAUAAAAGCGUUAGUUUUCCUAGAAAAUAUUUAGAAAACUUGGUAAACUUUGUACUUAAAGAUAAACAUAAGAAAUACAUAUUUUUAAAGGUGUGUAUAAAGUGUUGCCGAAGUAACGUUUCUUUUUAGGAA
Molecule: messenger RNA, 3188 nt
Organism: Vollenhovia emeryi
Lineage: Eukaryota; Metazoa; Arthropoda; Insecta; Hymenoptera; Formicidae
Gene: RnrL
Product: ribonucleoside-diphosphate reductase large subunit
Exons: 11
Coding region: 244-2790 (848 amino acids)
Biological process (GO): deoxyribonucleotide biosynthetic process; DNA replication
Cellular component (GO): ribonucleoside-diphosphate reductase complex
Molecular function (GO): ribonucleoside-diphosphate reductase activity, thioredoxin disulfide as acceptor; ATP binding
Source: RefSeq, a predicted model, not a curated record